Neoarius graeffei (lesser salmon catfish) is the source of this 2655-nucleotide messenger RNA. RefSeq names its product protein kinase D1 (gene prkd1). Bases 1 to 2655 code for a protein of 884 amino acids. NCBI's taxonomy places the organism in Eukaryota, Metazoa, Chordata, Actinopteri, Siluriformes, Ariidae. Gene Ontology annotation, molecular function: ATP binding; protein serine/threonine kinase activity. Gene Ontology annotation, biological process: protein phosphorylation. The transcript is spliced from 20 exons. The record is from RefSeq and is a predicted model, not a curated record.
AUGAGCGUUCCUCCGGUGAUCCGCGCUCCGAGCCCCGUGCCCGGCUCGCGCGGAGUCUCCUUCCACAUGCAGAUCGGUCUGAGCCGCGAGCCCGUGCUGCUCGACUCCGCAGACUUCAGCCUCGCGCAGGUCCGGGAAAUGGCGUGUUCCAUCGUCGACCAGAAGUUCCCAGAGUGUGGCUUCUACGGGUUAUAUGACAAGAUCCUGCUCUUCCGUCAUGACCCAACCUCUGAGAAUAUCUUGCAGCUGGUCAAGUGUGCAGCUGACAUCAUGGAGGGAGACCUGGUGGAGGUCGUGCUCUCAGCUUCAGCUACAGUCGAGGACUUCCAGAUCAGACCUCACACUCUGUUUGUCCACUCGUACCGAGCUCCAGCCUUUUGUGACCACUGUGGAGAGAUGUUAUGGGGUCUGGUCAGGCAGGGACUCAAGUGUGAAGGUUGCGGACUGAAUUACCACAAGCGGUGUGCUUUCAAGAUUCCAAACAAUUGCAGUGGUAUUCGGAAACGGCGUCUGUCAAACGUGUCCCUCACCGGCCUGACCAACACUCGUUCUGUUUCUGCUGAAGCUUCCCCCAGCCCCUCUGAUGAAGCUUUACUAUCUCCUGUCAGUCCCAGCAUUGAGGUAAAGAGGCCUUCAGACAUGUUCCCUGGAAGAGGGCGCUCCAACUCGCAGUCGUACAUUGGGCGCCCGAUCGAACUCGACAAGAUCCUGCUGUCCAAAGUCAAGGUGCCUCACACGUUUGUUAUCCACUCCUACACGCGCCCCACCGUCUGCCAGCACUGCAAGAAGCUGCUUAAGGGCCUGUUCCGCCAGGGCCUGCAGUGCAAAGAUUGCAAAUUCAACUGCCACAAACGAUGUGCACCUAAAGUGCCAAACAACUGCCUUGGAGAGGUGUCAAGAAAUGGAGACCUGUUGAGUCCUGGAGCUGAGUCGGAUGUGUUGUUGGCAGAAGGCUGCGAUGACCAUGAUAGCGAGAGAAACAGUCCCAUCAUAGAUGACAUGGAGGAAUCCCUGGUUACAGACUCUUCAGCCCUGCUGGAUGUGGGCCAUUGUGAACUUGGAGAUUUCCACGAUCCAGACCCUGAAGAGUCCAACAGAAUCAUCAGUCCAUGCACCAGCAACAACAUCCCUCUCAUGCGAGUGGUCCAGUCAGUGAAGCACAUCAAGAGGAAAAACAGCAAUGUCAUGAAGGAGGGAUGGCUUGUGCACUUCACCAGCAAGGACACACUGCGUAAGAGGCAUUACUGGAGACUGGACAGCAAGUGCAUUACUCUGUUCCAGAAUGAUACUGGGAGCAAAUACUAUAAGGAAAUCCCCUUAUCUGAGGUUCUGUCUCUGGAGCCUGCUCAGAACUUCAGCUUGCUUCCUGAAGGUGCCAACCCUCACUGCUUUGAGAUUGCCACCGCCACUCUAGUGUAUUAUGUAGGAGAGAACCUGUCUCAGGAAGACUACUCUUUGUUCCACGGCAGCGUGCUGAUCAGCGGAACCGGCCAGGAUGUGGCUCACAUGUGGCAAACGGCCAUCCAGCAUGCCCUCAUGCCUGUUAUUUCCAAGGGCACAGCUCACAGCAGCCGACACAGCUACCACAAAGACAUCUCCAUCAGCAUCUCUGUGUCUAACUGUCAGAUUCAGGAGAAUGUGGACAUCAGCACAGUUUAUCAGAUAUUCCCUGAUGAAGUUCUUGGAUCUGGGCAAUUUGGCAUUGUCUAUGGCGGAAAGCACAGAAAAACAGGGAGAGACGUGGCAAUCAAGAUUAUAGACAAACUGCGCUUCCCCACUAAACAAGAAAGUCAGCUGCGCAAUGAGGUUGCCAUCCUGCAGAACCUUCACCACCCUGGGGUGGUGAACCUAGAGUGCAUGUUUGAGACUCCUGAGCGUGUGUUUGUCGUCAUGGAGAAGCUCCAUGGUGACAUGCUUGAGAUGAUACUGUCUAGUGAGAAAGGGAGGCUUCCAGAACGCAUCACUAAGUUCCUUGUUUCACAGAUCCUUGUAGCACUACGCCAUCUUCACUUCAAGAACAUCGUACACUGUGACCUUAAACCUGAGAACGUCUUGCUAGCAUCUGCUGAGUCCUUUCCACAAGUAAAACUCUGUGAUUUCGGGUUCGCUCGGAUCAUUGGUGAGAAGUCUUUCAGGCGCUCAGUUGUGGGCACGCCGGCCUACCUGGCGCCCGAGGUGCUGAGGAACAAGGGCUACAACCGUUCACUAGACAUGUGGAGUGUUGGUGUCAUCAUCUAUGUCAGCCUCAGUGGAACAUUCCCGUUCAACGAGGAUGAGGAUAUCCAUGACCAGAUCCAAAAUGCUGCCUUCAUGUACCCACCCAACCCAUGGAAGAAAGUGACUUCAGAAGCAAUUGACCUCAUUAAUAACCUGCUGCAAGUCAAAAUGAGGAAGCGCUACAGUGUGGACAAGUCCCUCAGUCAUCCCUGGCUACAGGACUACCAAAUGUGGCUGGAUCUGCGUAAUCUAGAGUGUAAGAUGCAGGAGCGAUACAUCACACACGAGAGCGAUGAUAUGCGCUGGGAACAUUUCGCUGAGCAAAAUGGCCUGCAGUAUCCUGCCCACCUCAUUAACCCUCAUGCUGAUGUCACUGAGGAGGUGGAGUCUGAAGAGGCGAUAAUGAGCAUGCUCAGUGAUCGAGUCAGUGCACUGUAG